Messenger RNA from Spirodela intermedia, 2308 nucleotides. The record is from the annotation of a GenBank genome assembly. Lineage: Eukaryota; Viridiplantae; Streptophyta; Magnoliopsida; Alismatales; Araceae.
AUGAGUGAGGUGGCAAUGGUAGUUCCACAUAAGGGUGGAUUCAGCUUUGAUUUGUGCCGUAGGAAUGAAAUGCUCUCAGGGAAAGGCCUCAAGCCUCCGUCGUUCUUGAAGACAGGAACCACAAUUGUGGGGUUGGUCUUUCAGGUAUGAUUGCUAUUUGAGUCUGCUGCCAAUAAUUUUUUAACGUUUAUUUCUUAGUUGAGAUCCUUUAGUUACUUUUUUUAUACUUAAAAGUAAAUCAAGCACAAUAUCGGAGACAGUCGUGUAUUUUUUUAGCUUUUUGUUAUAUUUUACAAACCAGCCACUGUCAUAAACUAGUGUAAUAAUUUUUAAUGAAGCCAUUAGUUUGUUACUUGUAUUUAAAUUAGGCAAAUCCUUACUUCAUCGACCUACAUGACGUUUGCAACCGCAUUGACAUGCUCUUCUCCUCUCUAUUAUGGUCGAGAUACUAGGUUUGAAAUGGUAAGACUGGGUCUUUAAUGUACUGUAAUUUAGCCUCUAAAUUAUGGUGCAUCUUUUAUCUUUGAAAUCAAUCUUAGUAGGUGUACAAUCCUUAUAACUUGUAUUACUUUACAGCAAUACAAAUUUUCCAAACGACAUCUCCAUGCACUCUUUCUAGAACCAUAUCAUAAUACUUCAAAUUUUGAAGAACUGCCCUACUUGAUCCUCUCUGAUCUCGGUCCACAAUCUGGCAUAUGCUAGUGGUGCUACCUAAGUCUCAUUGUUCUUUUUUUUCUUUUCUAAUGUCGCUAAUCUCAUUCAAUUGACGAUUAUUUCUAACCCACUUUCAUGUGCAAACAUACUCUCUGUUCUCUUCCAUGGUGCUACCUUCACUUGUGUGGUACCAUUGAGAUCUGUUUAAGUAGCAUUUUAGGACUUCUAUUUUUGAACUACUUCUGAUUGUUUCAGGGAGUUACAAAGAGGUGUUUUUUUUCUAUUACAAAUCAUUUUUGAUAUUUCAAUUAUGCAGAAUUUAUUUUUCUUGAACAGGAUUUUUCAUUGACCCUUUUUGUUUUUUUGUUUUAAAAAAAAACUAGGACGGUGUUGUAUUGGGGGCUGAUACAAGAGCAACUGAAGGGCCAAUUGUUGCUGAUAAGAACUGUGAGAAAAUUCAUUUCAUGGCACCAAAUAUAUACUGCUGUGGAGCUGGAACCGCUGCUGACACAGAAGCAGUGACAGGUAAUACAGGAACUAAUCUGGUCCUAUGUGGAUUCUGAUCUGUUGCACGACCAUUUCACCCCCAGUUUCGGUCAUUUUGAUCUUGAUGCGACGUCGUAUGCCACAAUCAUCUUGUUCUUCUCAAUAGAUAUGGUAAGCUCCCAGCUGCAGUUGCACAGAUAUGCGACAGGUCGAGAAUCAAGAGUCGUCACUGCCCUCUCUCUUUUGAAAACACACCUGUUCAGGUACGUUCCUGUUCUUUGAUAGAUUUUUUCCUUCGAUCCAGAAGCUAUAAAAUCAUCUCCAAUCUCCUACACCCUCAUUCUUCCCCAGGUACCAAGGAUAUGUCAGUGCUGCUCUGGUUCUCGGCGGCGUGGACGUCACCGGACCGCACCUUCACACGGUACACUCUCUGCCAGACAUAGGAAGCAAGCAUCAUUCGCCCCUUUCUUUGUCCAAAGAGAUGCAUGAAUCACGCGCGCUGGGGGGCAAUUUUCACUGCAGAUCUUUCCUCAUGGGUCAACUGACACUCUCCCCUUCGCCACAAUGGGAUCCGGGUCUCUGGCCGCCAUGGCUGUAUUCGAGUCAAAAUACAGAGAAGGCCUCAACGUACGUCACCCGGGACCAUCUCAUCAACCCCUUGCUCGCUAACAAUAUUAACACCUAACGAUGCUGAGCUUAUCUACUCUCUCCCCUCCCUGUUUCAGAGGGCGGAAGGAAUAAGCCUCGUGAGCGAAGCCAUAUGCUCCGGCAUAUUCAACGAUCUUGGAAGUGGAAGCAACGUGGAUGUCUGCGUCAUCACCGAGGUACGCCCCCACCUCCCCCCUAAAUUACGAAUCUUUUUUUUCUUUCAAAAAUUUCUUCCUGGUGACGUCUCAACAUGAAUUAAAAAAAAAAAAGGGCCACGUGGAGUACCUGAGGAACUACCAGCUCCCCAAUCCCCGGACCUACAUCAGCUCCAGAGGAUAUUCCUUCAGCAAAGGCCAGACGGGUAAUCCCCACCCGCCCCGCCCCCCCCGCCCCCCCCGCCCCCCCCGGACUCUGCCCUCUAAACUCACCCCGUUCUUUCGCUGCAGAGGUCCUGUCCGCGAGGGUCACCCCCCUAAAGCAGAAAGAGGCCGUCGCGGAAGCGGAUUUCAUGGAAGAAUGA